AAAUUUCAUAAAAUCAGUUAAUGUUGAACAGGAUUCAUCAUAAAUUAAUUGUACAAUUAAAUGACAUUAAACAGAUUUGAGUCUUUGGUGAUUAUAUUAAAAAAUAUGACUUCCAAAUAUUAUUAUGCAGUAGCCAAAGGUCGUAAACCUGGAAUUUAUCGUACUUGGCCUGAAUGUCAUGAACAAGUGUCUUGUUUUUCUGGACCUGUAUUUAAAAAAUUUAAAACAGAAACAGAAGCAAACAGCUUCAUUGAAGAACAUAAGAAAACAAAUAAAGAAAAUGAAGUGAAAGAUGCAUUACCUAUAAUUGGUAAAAGACAACGAAUACAAAGUAAGAAAGGUACAGACUCUGAUACCGAACAAUCAAGUUCAAAAAAGCUAAAAACAAUAAGUUCAACAAAAUAUGAAAAUAUAUGUAUAAAUAAAGAUUUAACUAAAAAUUUUAUUGUGGAUAGCGAUGGUUUUGUCAAUGUAUAUACAGAUGGUGCAUGUACUGGAAAUGGGAAAAAAAACGCAAAGGCUGGUAUAGGUGUUUGGUUUGGUGACAAUCAUCCUCUAAAUGUAUCAGAGGCUGUUGUUGGUCGAGCAACUAACAACAAUGCAGAAAUUCAGGCUGUAACUGCAGCUGCUAGACAAGCAAGAAAGGCAGACAUUAAAAAUUUAAAGAUUAAUACAGAUUCCCAAUUUCUUAUCAACUGCAUAAAGCGUUGGAUACAUAACUGGAAAAAAAAUGGAUGGGUUACUUUGAAUAACAAACCUGUUAUAAAUAAGAAUGAACUAGUAGAAAUGGAAAAUGCUUUAAAACCUCUAAACGUGGUUUGGAAUCAUGUCAAUGGUCAUGUUGGAAUUUAUGGUAAUGAAAUGGCUGAUAAAUUAGCUCGGGCAGGAAGUUCAAAAUAUAUCUAAUAUUCAUAUGUAAUAUUCACAAAUAUUCAUUAAAUGUAUAUUUAUUUAUUAAUCAAUAACUUAAAUAUUUACAGUAUGUUGACAAUUAAAUUACACUCUAUUCGUAUAUCAAAGACUUUGUAUGCAUUUUAAGGUACCUUAGGUUAUAUAGAAAAUAUUUGAUUUUAAUAAAAAAUAAUGCAAAAUUGUUUGUUAGAUUAAUGUAAAAAUUAAGAUAUUUGUAACAUAUUUUAUAAAUAAUAAUCGAUUAUAUAAAAAUAUGUAUUGAUUGUAUUAAAUUGUGUUAAAUUAUAUUAUGUGUAUUA
Messenger RNA from Bombus pascuorum, 1211 nucleotides. It is a transcript of the gene rnh1, whose product is annotated as ribonuclease H1. NCBI's taxonomy places the organism in Eukaryota, Metazoa, Arthropoda, Insecta, Hymenoptera, Apidae. Bases 61 to 906 code for a protein of 281 amino acids. Gene Ontology annotation, molecular function: RNA-DNA hybrid ribonuclease activity; nucleic acid binding; magnesium ion binding. The record is from RefSeq and is a predicted model, not a curated record. Gene Ontology annotation, biological process: DNA replication, removal of RNA primer. The transcript is spliced from 6 exons.